Messenger RNA from Penicillium crustosum, 1245 nucleotides. RefSeq names its product M6 family metalloprotease domain-containing protein. Bases 1 to 1245 code for a protein of 414 amino acids. Gene Ontology annotation, molecular function: peptidase activity. The transcript has a single exon. Lineage: Eukaryota; Fungi; Ascomycota; Eurotiomycetes; Eurotiales; Aspergillaceae. The record is from RefSeq and is a predicted model, not a curated record. Gene Ontology annotation, biological process: proteolysis.
AUGAAGACCCAAUUCAAUCAGCUUUCAGGGCUCGCUCCUUGGGGCUUGCUCUGCCUCUUGACACAGGUUGUCAAUGCAUGCCCUUCGGUUUCGACGUCUACCCAUAAGACUGGAUUCACCCACCAACACCAUCAUGCUCGUGCUAUCAACUCACGCGCCGCCGGAACUAACUCCUGCAAACUUAAGCCGACUUCCGUGGAUCUCACCGAGGGCAUCGGUGCUACAGACCAGACUUUUGCCCCAAGCACAGGCACCCUCAACGCCUAUAUGAUCUUUGUCGACUUCCCUGAUGCAAAGGCCUCAGAGCCAACUGAGGAACUACACCAGCUCUUCAUUCCCGGCGCACCAGACUGGUACAGCAAUUCCUCCUUUGGCCAACUUACUCUCAAUGUCACCGCCGACACAUCCCGAUUCUACCGCAUGCCCGCAGAGUCCUCCACCUACUCCUACGACCGGUCAAUCACCUCGGAGCUUCUAGAAAAAUACAUCCAAGAUGCGCUCAACUCAGUCGGCAAGGCCAUCAGCUUCGCCGGCACCGAUGUUCUCUAUAUCGUCCCGACCAAGGCAGCAAAGCACAUCUCGUUCUCACCUACCUUCAUGGGCCAACUGACGGCAGGGGAUGGAACUGUCAUCAGCAAAACCGUCACCUUCGGCCAAGACGCUCCUGACGCAUGGGGCUUUUUGGUCAUGAACCACGAGACAGGACACACAAUGGGUUUACCGGAUCUGUAUCCCUCGGAUGGUUCUGGCGGCAGCACCACCAUGUAUGUUGGUGGGCAUGACAUUAUGGGUUUGAUCAGCGGAGUGCUUCCAGAUUACUUUGCGUGGCACAAGUGGAAGUUGGGAUGGUUUUCCGACAACCAGUUCGAUUGUGUGGCCGGUGCUGGAUCGACCACUCACACCAUUACCCCCGUUGGAACCAAGGAGGGCGUUAAAGCAGUCGUUGUGAAGCGGGACGAGACUACUGCUAUUGUCGCUGAGGUCAGAGCCAAGGCUGGCGCGGAUAGCAAGGCUUGCAGUUCCGGAGUCCUCAUCUAUACCGUAUCAACAUCCCUGGCUUCCGGUGCUGGCCCUAUUCGCGUCCAUGAUGCGACUCCAGGUUCUGGGGGCUGCGAUGAUGAUGAACUCAAUGAUGCCCAUUUUACAACCGAGGCGGGCCGGAAGACCUUUUCCGAGGAUGGAGUCAAAAUCACUGUGGUUGGGCAGAAGGGAGAUGACUAUACCGUUACAGUCGAGGUGGAGUGA